This is a messenger RNA of Nomascus leucogenys (northern white-cheeked gibbon), 732 nucleotides long. RefSeq names its product FA core complex associated protein 20 (gene FAAP20). Gene Ontology annotation, molecular function: K63-linked polyubiquitin modification-dependent protein binding; ubiquitin binding. The record is from RefSeq and is a predicted model, not a curated record. Gene Ontology annotation, biological process: DNA damage response. NCBI's taxonomy places the organism in Eukaryota, Metazoa, Chordata, Mammalia, Primates, Hylobatidae.
UGGAUGGGCGAGGGCGGAGCUUGCGCUCACUUCCGCCUGGCGCGGGCUUGGAUGGAGGCGGCGCGGAGGCCGCGGCUGGGGCUGAGCCGUCGGAGGCCGCCUCCGGCAGGCGGGCCUUCUGGCAGCCGCCCCUGGUUUCUCCUGGGGGGUGAUGAGCGAGAACGGCUCUGGGCCGAGCUGCUGCGCACGGUGAGCCCAGAGCUGAUCCUGGACCACGAGGUGCCUCCACUGCCCGCCUUCCCUGGACAGGAGCCCAGGUGCGGCCCGGAGCCCACUGAAGUCUUCACUGUCGGACCCAAGACCUUUUCCUGGACACCCUUUCCGCCGGACCUGUGGGGCCCGGGCCGCUCCUACCGGCUGCUUCGCGGGACAGGAGGGCACCUGGAAUCCCCCGCCAGGUCCCUGCCACAGCGCCCGGCACCUGAUCCCUGCAGGGCCCCCAGGGUGGAGCAGCAGCCGUCUGUGGAGGGUGCUGCGGCCCUGCGCAGCUGCCCCAUGUGCCAGAAGGAGUUCGCCCCCAGGCUGACCCAGCUGGAUGUUGACAGCCACCUGGCACAGUGCUUGGCUGAAAGCACAGAAGACGUGAUAUGGUGAGCGCCAUCCUUAGAGCCCUGCGCAGUGUGUGAUGCCCGGACACGCUCUCCCCCGCCAGAAGCCCCGCCUCUCGGCUCCCCCGCAUGCGCAUUAAAGCAGGGUGGGCGCCUGUCUGUCUCUCUUCCUGUUGUGUUGAAA